UUCCACUUUCAGUUGUGAAAGAAAAACCAGGAAGUGAAGUCCCCAAGCACGAGCACGUUAGAAGCUGGCCAUGGCCUGACUCCUGACUUCAGAGCAGCUCACACCGGGGCUGACGGCUCAGAAGGCUCAGAACUGGGGAUCCCUGGCUAGCAGGGAUGCUCUGAAGACCCCCUGACCUUGGAGAGACCAGGUGAGGGGAGAGCUAAGGGACUCUUGUGCCUGAGCCACUCAGAGCCGGGAGCCCCCGCUUGCUGGAAGCACCAAGGGAUGCGGCCCUCUCACAAGGCCUGAACUUCCUGCUGCUGCUCACAAGGAUGCUUUUUAUUUUUAACUUCUUGUUUUCCCCACUUCCAACCCCGGCACUGAUCUGCAUCCUGACCUUUGGAGCUGCCAUCUUCCUGUGGCUGAUUUACAGACCUCAGUCCAUCAUGCCUCUUGUUGACCUGGACAACCAGUCGGUGGGAAUUGAGGGAGGAGCACGUAGAGGUCCUUUCCAGAAGGACUAUAACCUGAUGGGUCACUACUUCUCAGAUGCCAGCACGGUGUAUGAAAUUUUCCAAAGAGGACUUGCUUUGUCUGACAAUGGGCCUUGCUUGGGAUACAGAAAACCAAACCAGCCAUACAAAUGGUUGUCCUACAAACAGGUAUCGGAUCGAGCAGAAUACCUGGGUUCCUUUCUCUUGCAUAAAGGAUACAAGCCAUCACCAGACGAAUUAAUUGGCAUCUUUGCUCAGAAUAGGCCAGAGUGGACCAUCUCUGAGUAUGCCUGUUACACAUACUCCAUGGUAGCUGUCCCCUUGUAUGAAACCUUGGGAGCAGAGGCCAUCAAAUUCACUAUCAACAAAGCUGAGAUUGCCACAGUGAUCUGUGAUAAACCCGAAAAGGCAUUGAUCCUGAUUAAGGAUAUGGAGAAGGGCCUCAUCCCAAGCCUGAAAAUGAUCAUCAUCAUGGAUCCCUUUGAGGAUGCCCUGAAGGAGAGAGGGGAGAAAAGUGGACUUGAGAUCUUAUCCCUGCUUGAUGCCGAGAACAUAGGAAAAGAGAACUUCAGAAAACCUGUGCCUCCUUCACCAGAAGAUCUGAGCAUCGUCUGCUUCACCAGUGGGACCACAGGUGACCCCAAAGGAGCCAUGAUAACCCAUCAAAAUAUUGUUUCAAAUGCUGCUUCUUUUCUCAAACGUCUGGAGUACACUUUUCAGCCCACCCCUGAGGACGUGUCCAUAUCCUACCUCCCCUUGGCUCAUAUGUUUGAUAGGAUCAUACAGGUUAUUAUGUUCUCUUGUGGAGCCAGAGUUGGAUUCUUCCAAGGAGAUAUUCAGUUGCUGCCUGAUGACAUGAAGACUCUGAAGCCCACGCUACUUCCUGUGGUGCCUCGACUCCUUAACAAGAUUUAUGAUAAGGUACAAAGUGAAGCUAAGUCACCCCUGAAGAAAUUCUUGUUGAACUUGGCUAUUGCCAGUAAAUUCAAUGAAGUGAAAAGGGGUGUCAUCAGACGUGACAGUUUCUGGGACAAGCUCAUCUUCGCAAAGAUCCAGGAAAGCCUGGGUGGGAGGAUACACUUCAUGAUCACUGGAGCUGCCCCCAUCUCCUCUCCCGUCUUGAUGUUCUUCCGGGCAGCAAUGGGAUGUCCGGUGUUUGAAGCUUAUGGCCAAACGGAAUGCAGUGGUGGCUGUACACUUACGUCACCUGGGGACUGGACAUCAGGCCAUGUUGGGGUCCCCCUAGAUUGCAACCAUGUGAAGCUGGCAGAUGUAGCUGACAUGAACUACUAUUCGGUGAACAAUGAAGGAGAGAUCUGCAUCAAGGGCAUUAAUGUGUUCAAGGGAUACUUGAAGGAACCAGAGAAGACAGAGGAAGUCUUGGACAAGGACGGCUGGGUUCACACAGGGGACAUUGGUCGCUGGCUCCCGAAUGGAACACUGAAGAUCAUUGACAGAAAAAAGAACAUUUUCAAGCUAGCUCAAGGAGAAUAUAUUACUCCAGAGAAGAUAGAAAGUAUCUACAUCAGGAGUGGUCCAGUGUCACAAAUUUUUGUGCAUGGGGAAAGCUUGCAGUCAUUCCUAGUGGGAGUGGUGGUGCCUGACCCUGACGUACUUCCCUCAUUUGCAGCCAAGCUUGGGGUGAAGGGCUCUUUUGAAGAUCUGUGCCAAAACCAGGUUGUAAAGGAAGCCAUUUUAGAAGACUUGCUGCGAACUGGGAAAGAAGCUGGCCUUAAAUCCUUUGAGCAGGUCAAACGCAUCUAUCUUCAUCCAGAGCCAUUUUCCAUCAAAAAUGGGCUUUUGACACCAACCUUGAAAGCAAAGCGGGGAGAGCUCUUCAAGUACUUUCGCACUCAAAUCGACAGUCUGUAUGAGAACACGCAGGAGUAGCUUAAGUUUGCUGCUGAUCUGGAAGCUAUAGGGGAAGGAGUUGAAACUCAUGUUAAGCGCACUCUUCCAGUGAAUCAAGCAAAGCACUGAGUUAAGCUGCCCUGAAUUGGAAACAGAGACUCACGGACAAGCACGCAGCCCACACCACAGGCUUGUCUGCCGGGAAGGAACUGACUGGACUUUCCUCCCCUGGACUCUGGUGCCUGCUGUAACUCACCCCCAUUCAACACGUGUUGCUUCCACUUGUAAGUGUAGAGCGUUUAAAAUAAACUAUUGUGGGUAACUGAA
Phacochoerus africanus (Common warthog) is the source of this 2654-nucleotide messenger RNA. RefSeq names its product acyl-CoA synthetase long chain family member 5 (gene ACSL5). The coding region runs from base 315 to 2366 and encodes 683 amino acids. Lineage: Eukaryota; Metazoa; Chordata; Mammalia; Artiodactyla; Suidae. Gene Ontology annotation, cellular component: endoplasmic reticulum; mitochondrion; membrane. The transcript is spliced from 22 exons. Gene Ontology annotation, molecular function: arachidonate-CoA ligase activity. The record is from RefSeq and is a predicted model, not a curated record. Gene Ontology annotation, biological process: long-chain fatty acid metabolic process.